CUUUUAUCAUACUUAAGCCAUUAUCCUCAAUUAACAAAAUCAAUGUCAACAGCUCAGGGCGAAGCAUCUAAGUUGAUUACCAAAGACUCCGAAGAGUACAACUCCUUCAUCAAAUUUGUUGACUUCAACUGAAAGAAUCCUUCAGACAGAAUCCUAUGAACCGACCAAUGGGCAUUCAUUACACAAGAACAAUACGAUAAGCUAAAGGGAAGCAAGCCAAAGAUUACCUGCUCGAAGCAAUACAAGGACGAAAAUGCAUUCCUCGAACUUGCCAAGAAGAAUAAGAAGUACACAGAAGUUGGAGGAAUUAGAUACUACCACCGUUUCUUAGACUAUGAUGAGUCAGAAUUCUCAAAAGAACCAAAGAUGAAGAAACUGCCUGAUUAUAUGAAACAAUAUUCUGACAAAAAUGCAAAGAAAGAUGACCAAGAGGAGAGUAAAGAAGCUUCAUCCAACAAAGCCAGUUCUAAAAAAUGAAAUCUUUCAAAAUCAGAUGACUCGUCAACCCCAAAAGCAGCUCCUUUCAAAAGAUCUGCGAAAGUCUUUGAUGACGAAGUGUACACCAUCAUCGGAUCCCUAGAAACUGCAAAGAUUAAUUACAUCAAAGGAGAAGUAAGCUCCCUCAAGAAUCAAAUGUUUGGAACUGAGAAACAACUAGAGGCUGUCCACAACGUCUUAUUCCAGUCCUUAUCCAAACUCGGCCUCAUCGGAAUGAUGGAAGAGUCACCCCUCCAGAAUGAGAUUAAUGAUCUGUGAUAUUCAAACGAAGCAAUGGACAGGCUAAGACAGAAGACAAUGCAAAAACUCUCAGUCUCAAAGAUUAUUGAUGAACUCAAAGGGAAAGAAACUAUCGAGCAGAGCUCUCAACUAAAUAGCGAUGAAGAUGCAGAUAUGAAAGAUUACGAACUCUUCCAGAACGAUGAAAAAUCAGGCACUGACUCCAUUCACAAGCUGAUAAUUGCUGAAGAAAAGAAAAGAGCAAGAGCAUGCCAAUAGGCCAAAAGAAUUAAUUAUAUUCAAAACUUUCUUUC
Molecule: messenger RNA, 1031 nt
Organism: Moneuplotes crassus
Lineage: Eukaryota; Ciliophora; Spirotrichea; Euplotida; Euplotidae
Source: the annotation of a GenBank genome assembly